UAUACUGAUUGUUUGCAUACAGUAUCAAAUUUAUUGCAAUUGGAAUAGUUUAUUUAUGUACGACCUCCGAUCGUACCUCGCGGGUGGGGAAGCCUCUAAGUUUUAACAAUGGGCCAAUUGACUAGUGGUUGAGUGCAAUCGCUCCUACGCUGUCGUUUAGUGCCUGUUAUGUCAAUUCAACAGACAAAAAAUGAAAGCGCUAUCGUUAAUUUACUUGCUGGGUAUAAUUUGUUUGUGUGAAGGUUACAAGUUUUUGGUGGUGUUUCCUCUACCGGGCAGAAGUUUGAAUAUUUUAGGAGAAGGAUACGUAAAACACUUAUUAGAUGCCGGUCAUGAGGUUACCUACAUGUCAGUGUUUGAACCGCAAAAGAAUCACACCACCACCAAUUAUCGUCGAAUAGAUAUUAGCAACAAUUUGAAAAUGUUUGAAGGAUAUAACAUAACGAUAGCAACAGUUAUGGAUAAUUCGAUGCAACAGAAAGACCUUCAUUUACUAAGAAGAUUUUCUCUUGACACUGCGCUUGUCACAUUUGAUAAUGUAAAUGUAAAAAAGCUUUUUAACGAUAAAUCUCAGAAAUUCGAUGCUGUCAUAGCUGAUUUAUAUGAAACUGAAAUAUACGCAGGUUUGGCAGCACUUUACGAUUGUCCGAUGAUAUGGAGCUAUUCUAUGGGUGCGCAUUAUGUGGCUUUACGUAUUAUAGAAGGUCCCACCAAUCCGUCUUAUGUUCCUGAUUAUUUAUCGUCAAACGUGCCGCCUUUGACAUUUACACAACGUCUGGAAGAAUUAUGGGAUUAUAUAAAAUGGACAUACGUAAAAAAGUUUUACACUGAACCAGAAGAAGAGGAAAUGUAUAGAAAUAUAUUUGUGCCACUUUUAACCGCACGUGGCAAAAAAUCUCCACGGUACGACAAACUGGUAUACAACGCAUCGUUGAUUUUAGCAAACGAUAUUAUUGCCGCUGGGAACGUCCCUAAAGUACCUCUUAAUUUCAAAUUUGUAGGCGGUCAACACAUAGAAACUCCUACUAGACCUCUGCCAGAGCAUUUACAAACUUUGAUGGACAAAUCAACCAAUGGUGUAAUUUACUUCAGUCUUGGUUCAACGUGGCAAAGCAAAGAUAUACCAAAACAGUUGGUAGAUGACUUGUUAAGAGUGUUUCGGUCGUUAAAACAGACUGUUAUCUGGAAAUUCGAAGCGGAUCUAAAACACACACCACCUAAUGUGCAUAUUACGAGCUGGGCGCCACAGCCGAGUAUAUUAGCUCAUCCCAAUUGCUUGAUCUUCAUUAGUCACGGUGGUCUCCUAUCGUUCAUGGAAGCAGUACAUUAUGGCGUGCCCAUCAUAGGAUUGCCCAUUUAUUUGGAUCAGUUCGUCAAUGUUAACAAAGCCGUGGCUCAAGGUUAUGCUCUCAAAGUGGAUCUGAACAUGAAAUUGCCACAAAAUUUGAAAAAGGCUCUUCAUGUGAUGCUGAAGGACAACUCGUACGCAAAUAGAGCAAAGGAAUUGUCUGCAAUACACCACGAUGCGUUGCAUCCACCGAGCGCGGAGGUGGUGCACUGGGUGGAGCACGUGGUGCGCACGCGCGGCGCGCCGCAUCUGCGGUCGCCUGCGCAUUGCAUGCCCUGGUACCAAAGGAUCUACCUAGAUUUCAUUAUUCUUAUAAUAACGACUCUCGUAGUCGUCAAAAUUAUCAUAACUCGACUCCUAGCUACUACUAAACGUGGGAAAAAGAAUACAACCAAGAAACGCAACUAGUGGCAUUUGUUAUUAGAUCCAAAGGUAUAAAAUAUUUUUCUUUUAACUUCCUUUUUGUUCUGUUGUCGACUUUUAAUAGGCAAAGUAAGAGUUGAUGUUGCAGUAAUUUCUGUAAACUAUGAAUAAAUAUUUGCACCAUUA
Messenger RNA from Pectinophora gossypiella (pink bollworm), 1897 nucleotides. RefSeq names its product UDP-glucosyltransferase 2-like. The coding region runs from base 191 to 1756 and encodes 521 amino acids. The record is from RefSeq and is a predicted model, not a curated record. Lineage: Eukaryota; Metazoa; Arthropoda; Insecta; Lepidoptera; Gelechiidae. Gene Ontology annotation, molecular function: UDP-glycosyltransferase activity. The transcript has 8 exons.